GACAUUUAUUAUAAAAUUUUAUUUAUUUAAAAUGCCUGCAGCGUUCUUUGAAAAUUCUGAGCCUACAACAACUGUUAAUGGUGGAUUGGUUAUUAAACGAAUGCCUAGAUUGAAAAUCGACGAUGUUCAUUUUAAUUUGUUACAACACAAGUUUGACAUGGUUCAAUUGCGUAAGAAUAUUGACCCGUCAAUUUUUGAACAUGCGGCGACGGUUAAGGUGGCGCUUGACACAAAAUAUCCUGAGGGAAUGCAUAAAUACGCGGACAAAUACAGGGCUUAUAAUCAAAUUACGCUUAUUUUUGACACGCUCAGUCAGUUGCGAAACAGUGACGGGCCUCACUCAAUUUAUCCGUUGACUUUGCCCAAUGGAAAUGCUACUCCAAUGCCUGUGUAUCAAGUUCAGCUGAGCCAGGAUUUUUGUGACCGUUUUACUGUGCCGAAUUAUGGGACUAUUAAACUGGAGAAGGCGAUAAAGGCUGCAGGUGUUCCUUCCAACGAAUAUCGAUGCCGAAUUCUGCAUUAUGAUGAAACUUCUCGUAUUGUUCGUUUCUCUCCAUUUAUGGUGCAGAGAUUGGACGAUUGCAAGUAUCUUGUUCGUUUUGAACCUUCACGUUUCGUGUAUAAUGCUCGUUAUUACAUUCUUUCAAAUAUUUAUCGUCUUCAAAAGGCAGUUAGUUUUCUGAUUUUUCCGCAACCUUUUGAUGAUGACAGGCUUCCUUUGGAUCGUUAUAUUGAACAGCGUGAUGUUAUGAUUAAAAAUAUUCGGUUUUCGUCUAAUUCCUUCAAUCAAGAACAACGUAAUGCAAUUUUUGCAAUUUUGAUGGGCCGACAUAUUAAGAUAAAUAAUAAGAGUGGGACGCUGCUUCCCUACAUUAUUCAUGGACCACCAGGAACAGGAAAGACUACAGUUCUGGUUGAAGCGGUGCGAUUGUUAUUGGAACAAAAAGAUUAUGACACAAGAAUUCUUGUUUGUACGCCAUCAAACACCGCUGCUGAUUUGUUUGCCACAGAGUUGCUAGAAACUGCAAAAAUUGAUCCGGAAUUGGUAUUUCGACUGUAUGCAUUGAUGGUGCCUGUAGAAGAUUUGAAGGAGUCAUUGAAGCCGAUAACUUACACAAAGACACCUGAUGGAUUUUCUGAUAUUGAAAUGUUUGCUAUUCACCCCGCCGAGAGAUUGCUCAAGUUCAAAGUGAUUGUCUGUACAAUGAUGGCUUCUACUUAUUUAAUGCUUGGCUAUGUUUCAUCAAAAUUCUCGCAUAUUAUAAUCGAUGAAGCUGGUCAAGCAAGUGAACUUGAAACUCUUGUGCCGAUUGUUGGGGUGAUUGGAGAAAGAAACGAUUGUAAAAUCAUUUUGGCUGGGGAUCAUAAACAGCUUGGUCCGGUUGAAAAUGUGGAUUACUUUCGAAGGAAUAAAUUUAAUAAUUCUUUAAUUGAACGACUUCAAACUGUUGAAUGCUACAAAGAUGAUGAGUGA
Messenger RNA from Meloidogyne enterolobii, 1474 nucleotides. The record is from the annotation of a GenBank genome assembly. Lineage: Eukaryota; Metazoa; Nematoda; Chromadorea; Rhabditida; Meloidogynidae.